Messenger RNA from Ustilago hordei, 4650 nucleotides. RefSeq lists its product as uncharacterized. NCBI's taxonomy places the organism in Eukaryota, Fungi, Basidiomycota, Ustilaginomycetes, Ustilaginales, Ustilaginaceae. Gene Ontology annotation, molecular function: potassium:chloride symporter activity. Gene Ontology annotation, biological process: chloride transmembrane transport; cell volume homeostasis; potassium ion import across plasma membrane. The record is from RefSeq and is a predicted model, not a curated record. The transcript has a single exon. Gene Ontology annotation, cellular component: membrane. Bases 1 to 4650 code for a protein of 1549 amino acids.
AUGUCGCACUUCGUCUCCAGCCACACCUCGCAAGACUUUGCUUCGCUGCAAACUCAGCUGUUGCGCAGAGAGCCAGUGCAAGGUGGCAGCCCGGCCGAAGAAGAGCCACUCUACUCGGACCAUGCCGACAAGCAGGGUGGGUUGGGAGCAUCGGCCAGUUCACUCGCCUGUCGUCGUCGGCGCAACAGCAACAACGACAACCUCGGCCCUUCCGACGACAAUCGUAGUCAGCGUGUGCCAUCGCUCUAUUCACGUCGCAAUAGUCCCCAACUGCCCGAGCCAGGCCCUUCUCGUGCGGCAAGUCUCGCGCGCAAUGUCGACGGCGGUGGCCAGAUUGAAGCUAUCGACUACUUCUCCAACCCUACUUCCCCUCCAUCCCGACCACCAUCUACGGCCUAUCGUGUUCAUCUCGAUAGUGGCAAUCCAUUUUCUGCCAACAACACCUCUUCCCCUAUCUCGUUCGCCGACCAUGCCGAUACACGCACAGCUUCAAUCUACUCAGAUCAGCCGUAUGCUGUCUCUUCCGCCAUCCUGGCCCAGAGCACAUCCACAAUACCCUCCAGACGUCUCCCCAAAGGUGUCUCCUUUUCCGAUCCACGUACCGGCCCAGGCGAAGACGGUCAUCGUACCCAGAGCGCCAAACACUAUCGUAAACCUGCACGCUCCAAUAGCGCCUUUCAGGAUGCAACUCUCUCACAUCAGCAUAACGCUCAUAUGCCGCGCACCAAGACGCUGGGCAUGAUCAGUCCUGCCGAAAUGGCUCCUCGUAAGCUUGGCACUUGGGAUGGUGUCUUCAUGCCAGUCAGUCUCAACAUCCUCGGUAUCAUCUUGUUUCUGCGUUUCGGCUUCAUCCUUGGCCAGGCAGGUCUGCUCGGCUCUCUCUUUCUGCUGAUGCUCAGUUAUGCCAUCGAUACGCUCACCGCUAUGAGUCUCAACGCGAUUAGUACCAACGGUCAAGUCAGAGGUGGAGGUGCAUAUUAUCUCAUCUCUCGCUCUCUCGGUCCAGAAUUCGGCGGAUCUAUUGGGCUGAUCUUCUUUGCUGGACAAGCGCUGAAUGCUGCUAUGAACCUUUUAGGUUUCGUCGAGACUCUGACCGAUGCGUUCGGUCAAAGUAGAGGUCCAUCCGGUUUCUUGCCCCAAGGACCGUGGUACUCGUUCUUCUACGGCUCCAUCGUGCUGCUACUCAGUGCCAUCGUUUGCCUUGUCGGCUCCAAGCUCUUUGCACGUGCUACAUUGGCAUUGGCACUAGUGUUGUGCGUGUCCAUCAUCAGCAUCCCCAUCUCUUCAUUCACUGUGCAACCCUUCAUCGAUGAUGACCGAGGUGCAUACUACACUGGAUGGUCCUCGGAUACACUCCGAGGCAAUCUCUUUCCGCGCUUCACCUCGGGUGCUGCAGGCUCGUCAACAGGCACCGAAGCAGAAAACUGGCAGAGCGUCUUUGGUGUACUCUUCCCCGCCGUCACUGGUAUCCUCGCAGGAGCGUCCAUGUCAGGCGAUCUGCGAAAGCCAAGCAAAAGCAUUCCCAAGGGUACAAACUACUCGCUUCUCUUCACUUUUUUGGUCUACCUCUUCAGCUUUGUUAUCUUUGCUGGCACCAUCGAGCGCGAGUCCUUCUAUGUCGAUGUCGGUAUUGUUUCCGAUGUCGCACUUAGUCCGCAGCUCAUCACUUUUGGUGCACUUGCUUCGACCGCUUUCUCGGCAUUGAUGGGCGUCAUGGCGUGUGGCAAAGUCCUCCAAGCCAUUGCACGAGACAACUUGCUUCCCAUCCUCGACCUCUUUGCUCAAGGCACCCAAGUUAGCGAUACUCCUAUCCACGCCGUUCUCGCCACCUACAUUUUUUGCCAGACUAUCCUAUUCGUCGAUUCAGUCAACACCAUUGCACAGCUCGUCACCAUGACUACACUUCUCACUUUCGGUACGCUCAGCUUCGCUACGUGUGCACUCAAAGCAGGAGGAGCGCCGAGCUUUCGACCCUCCUUCAAGUACUGGAAUAUCUGGACAGCUGCUGGUGGUGCAGUCAGUUGUUUCAGUGCUAUGUUCUUCACCGACCCUACUGCGGCUGCAGCUUGUAUCAUCUUUGCCGUCAUGCUAUUUGUCAUGAUUCAUUUUUUUUCCCCACCUAAGCCGUGGGGAGAUGUGACACGUAACAUCACCUACCACUUUGUCCGCAAGUAUCUACUCCGACUCGACGAACGUAAGGGACACGUCAAGUACUGGCGACCGCAGAUUCUACUGCUGGCGAACAAUCCUCGAAGCGAGUGGAACCUUAUCAUUUUUUGCAACUCGCUCAAGAAAGGUGCGCUCUACGUACUCGGUCAUGUCCUCAAGGGAGAGUUCACAGAGUGUUUGGCCGAGUUGAGGAAACAGCAAGUAGCUUGGCUUAAGCUUGUGGAUCUCACGGGGAUAAAGUCGUUUGUCGACGUGGUCAUUGCCAAGGAUGAAAGGGAGGGUGCUCGCAACUUGAUUCUUUCCUGUGGGUUGGGGGGGAUGAGGCCGAAUAUUGUCGUGAUGGGUUAUCCGAGCGAUAUGAGACAUCCUGCCAAGGUCGCACCUAGCAGUUACGCUGGUAGUGGACAUAGGAGCGAUGGUAGCGAGAUUACAAUCAGAGGUCUGGGAUGGCCUCAGCGUCAUCAUCGUGCUGUUGACAUUGGCAGUUUACCAACUGACGUUGCGAGGAAAGAGACACCGAUCAAACCAACUACGUAUGUGGGGAUCAUGGAAGAUUCGCUCGCACUCAAUAAGGCUCUUGCCAUUGCGUACGGGUUUGAUCUUAUGCAGCCUCCCGGACCCGUCGCUUCCAAUACGGCGCAAAAUGGAAACCUAGCACCUGAACGAUACAUCGAUCUCUGGCCGAUUCAAAUCGCAAGCCCAGAUGCAGACGAAAGCCAUGCUUGGGACACUUACACUAUGGUCCUCCAUCUCGGCACCAUUCUUAGCUUCACCAGUAGCUGGAAGUCUCACAAGCUUCGUGUUUCUGUCUUUGUGGAGCAUGCGAGUGAGAUGCAACAGGAACGCAACAGGAUUCGAGCGCUGUUGGAUAACUUGCGCAUCCCGGCAUCGCUCCGUGUGUUUUGCUUGGCAGAUCAGAGUGUUACUACGUACCAAACCAUUGUUCACGGUAGCAACAUUGCAGCGGUCGAGGUUGAUGAGGCGUUGCGUGGCGAUCCUUGGUGGGAGACUCUGAAAGAGCUUCGGAGGAAUGACGAGCGACGUGCGAGGCAAGCAGCGAAACGCAAAUCUCAAGCCUUAUCACCUGCUAAAGCUAUCCCGUCCGGCGGUGGUGGAGGAGGAGGAGGAGGAGCAGCAGCAGCAGCAGGAGGUCAAGCGGGGGAUGCACCUCGCAAACAAUCCAAACGAGAACAAAAGCUAUUCGGCGUAAGUUUGCCCGCCGAGCACUUGGCGUUUCACAAGCAGAACAUUCGCUUGGGUCUUGCGCAUCCCAGAGCACGUAGGGACGAUGGGGAGGAUGGAAAUGGGUCUUCUGACUCGGAUUCCGAGUUUGAGGAUGAACUGGCGAUGUUGAGUGAGGACGAUGAUUGGUUGGUCGAUGGGCCCAACCGGAGAGGCUUGGCGAUUAGGAGAGCUUCGACGUUGGAGCCGAGUAGUUAUUUGGGUAAGACAAAGACUUAUCGUUCGAGAGCGUACUCGAUUGGUGGGUCGGCUGGGUUGCCUGAUGAUCCGGUCACUGCUGCUAGUAGACCGCUGUUGGGUGCUUCUCCGCAGACGGGUUCGGGAUCGGUCGCGACGAGUUACGGCACGCUGAGUUCGAGUCAGAGGACUGCCACGCCGGCGAAUGUGAGGGCGGCGAGUAAGGGGAGUUUGUUGGGUACAUCGUAUGCUUCGACGGAUUCGAGCAUGACUCCUCGUGCUUCGGUGCCGUAUAGCGAAGAAAAGCCUUCUCCGCUAAGACAGGGUCUUGUCUCGGCAUCCAAGGGGGAUGAGGGGGAUGGGGAGGAGGAAGAGAAUGCAGCAACGCUCAAAGCUUCGGAACGACAAAAGCUGCAAGCUGAACUCAAACGCGACUCGGAAAUCACCAGGAACACCACCCCGACCAGAUCCAAAGCUGCUGCUGUUGGCCUCGGCAUGGCUGCUUCCCGCUCAACCGAUGCUGUUACACCUCGUCCAAAGACAAAGUUGGAUAAACGACAGUGGUCGUAUGCAAGCAGCUCCUCAAGCGCAUCCUCAGACAGAGGCUCUUCGGGCGGGGAAGAGGAUUCAAAAGGUCGCCUCACCAAAUGCACCAAAGGUUCCACAGGCAAACCUUGGCGUCAUGCUCGAUCGCGAUCCGAAGAAACGUCUACCUCCUCAACAACGGCUGGUGCUUCACCAGUUGCAAUGCGUCGCAUGCGACCCGCGCCUUGCACUAGCAGAGUCGGUAGCAAAAGCUACUCUACAAAUCUACCCGUGAUCUCGUUCAAUGAGCUACCCAAUAAAGCUCAGUACCUCAUCUUGAACGAGUUGAUCAGGCUGAACAGCAAUAGGACAAGUACAGGGGUGGUAUUGACGGCCUUGCCGGCUCCGGAGGUGGGGACGAGUGAAGACGAGUUGAAGAGUCUAAGAUAUUUGGAACAAUUAGAGAGUCUGUUUGCUGGUGGACCACCGAUUCUGGGGGUGCAUGCGAAGACGCUGACUAUGACUAUGAGUUUGUAA